This is a messenger RNA of Lagopus muta (rock ptarmigan), 3637 nucleotides long. RefSeq names its product ATPase 13A1 (gene ATP13A1). Gene Ontology annotation, molecular function: ATP hydrolysis activity; ATP binding; membrane protein dislocase activity. The transcript has 26 exons. Gene Ontology annotation, biological process: intracellular calcium ion homeostasis; extraction of mislocalized protein from ER membrane. Bases 74 to 3637 code for a protein of 1187 amino acids. Gene Ontology annotation, cellular component: endoplasmic reticulum membrane. The record is from RefSeq and is a predicted model, not a curated record. NCBI's taxonomy places the organism in Eukaryota, Metazoa, Chordata, Aves, Galliformes, Phasianidae.
UUGCCUACUGCGCAAGCGCGGCUUCUCCCUACCGGAAGCGGAAGUGCGCCGUCUGCAGGCGGUCCCUGGGAAGAUGGCGGCGGCCGGCCCGGCUCCGGGCCCCGCGGACGAGCUGGUCUCGUCGGUGACGCUGUACCGCCGGCGGCCGCGGCUCCUCCACGGCACCGUGCUGCCCUUCGUGGCGGGGCUCUACCCGGCCUGGUUGUGGCUGUGGGGGCCGCGGGUGUGGGCAGCGUGGGGGGAAGCGGCGGCGGCGGAGGAGGAAGCGCAGGGCCCGGGCCCGGCUCCCCCUGAGGCCGCGCUGUUGGCGUUGGCCGCUAUCGGCGUCCUUCAUCUGCUGACGGCGCUCUCGGGGCUGUGGUCGGUGCACGCGCAUUGCGCGCUCACGUGCGUUCGGGAACCCAGCCCUAAGAAAGCCACGCUGGCUAAAGUUGUGCCAACCCCCAAUAACGGAUCUGUAGAACUGGUGCCGCUCCACAGAGACCAGGAUGAGGACGGGCAGGAGGCUCUCUCCUUUGAGUUUCAGAAAAUCAAAUACUCCUAUGAGAUAAACGGCAAGAAGCAGUUUCUUCCUGUGGCUUUCCCUGUGGAGCAUCCGCUGUGUUAUUACCAGAACGCCCGGGGCUAUCAGGAGGACAAAGAUAUCCGAGCAGCUGAGAAGAAAUAUGGCACAAAUAAGGCUGAGAUGGUGGUGCCGGAAUUCUUGGAGCUUUUUAAAGAAAGAGCUACAGCGCCGUUCUUCGUCUUCCAGGUGUUCUGCGUGGGUCUGUGGUGCCUGGAUGAGUAUUGGUACUACAGUGUCUUCACCCUCUCCAUGUUGGUGGCGUUUGAAGCUUCCCUGGUCCAGCAGCAAAUGAGGAACAUGUCGGAGAUCCGAAAAAUGGGCAACAAGCCCUACAUGAUCCAGGUCUACCGAAAUCGGAAGUGGAGGCCCAUUUCCAGCGACGAGAUCAUCCCAGGGGAUAUCGUCUCCAUUGGCCGAUCUCCUCACGAAAACCUGGUGCCGUGUGAUGUGCUGCUCCUACGCGGGAGGUGCAUUGUGGACGAAGCGAUGCUGACCGGAGAGUCUGUGCCGCAGAUGAAGGAGCCUGUGGAGGACCUCAGCCCAGAGCACGUUUUGGACAUGCAGACGGAUGCCCGGCUGCACAUCAUAUUUGGUGGAACGAAGGUGGUGCAGCACAUCCCACCCCAGAAAGCCAGCACGGGACUGAAACCUGUUGACAACGGAUGCGUGGCGUACGCUCUGAGGACCGGCUUCAACACGUCUCAGGGGAAGCUGCUACGUACAAUCCUCUUUGGGGUGAAGAGAGUGACAGCCAAUAACUUAGAGACCUUCAUUUUCAUCCUCUUCCUGCUGGUCUUCGCCGUCGCUGCCGCGUCGUACGUCUGGAUCGAAGGCACCAAGGAUCCCAGCAGGAAUCGCUACAAGCUCUUCCUCGAGUGCACAUUGAUACUGACGUCCGUUGUUCCACCUGAGCUUCCCAUCGAGCUCUCCCUGGCCGUCAACACCUCCCUCAUCGCUUUGGCCAAACUCUAUGUGUACUGCACAGAGCCCUUCCGCAUCCCCUUUGCGGGCAAAGUGGAGGUUUGCUGCUUUGACAAAACCGGCACGUUGACCAGCGACCACCUGGUGGUGAGAGGAGUGGCCGGGCUCAGGGAGGGGAAGGAAGUGAUGCCCGUCUCUGACAUCCCUAUAGAAACCCACCGAGCCAUCGCUACGUGCCACUCGCUCGUGCAGUUGGAUGAUGGGACGUUGGUGGGGGAUCCGUUGGAGAAGGCGAUGCUGACGGCGGUGGACUGGACCCUGACCAAAGAUGAGAAAGUUUUCUCCAGAAGUAUUAAAACUCAGGGACUGAAAAUUCACCAGCGCUUUCAUUUUGCCAGUGCCCUGAAAAGAAUGUCUGUCUUGGCGUCGUACGAGAAGAUCGGCGCCGCUGAUCUCUGUUACAUUGCAGCUGUGAAAGGGGCCCCGGAGACGCUGCACAAAAUGUUAUCUCAGUGCCCAAGCAAUUACCACGCUGUGCACACUGAAAUCUCACACGAGGGGGCACGAGUGCUGGCCCUGGGCUACAAGGAACUGGGGCACCUCACUCACCAGCAGGUGCGAGAGAUGAAGCGUGAAGCUCUGGAGUGUGACCUUCGCUUUGCUGGCUUCAUUGUGGUUUCCUGCCCUCUCAAAACGGACUCCAGAUCCGUCAUCAGGGAGAUCCAGAACGCGUCGCACCACGUAGUGAUGAUAACAGGAGACAACCCUCUGACCGCCUGCCACGUGGCCAGGGAGCUGCACUUCCUCCAGAGGGAACACACGCUCAUUCUGCAGCCUCCUGCCAGCAAAGAUUCCACCUGGCAGUGGCAGUCCAUCGACGGUGCCAUCGUGUUCCCCAUUUUGCCCACCUCCCUGCGGGAGCUGACGCAGCGCUACGACCUCUGCGUGACAGGGGAAGGUCUCUCUCACCUGAAGGCUCUGAACAGACAGCAGCUGCUGCGGCUCAUCCCGCACAUCCAAGUGUUUGCCAGAGUGGUGCCGAAGCAGAAGGAGUUUGUGAUCACUACUUUGAAGAGCCUGGGCUACGUCACGCUGAUGUGCGGGGAUGGGACCAACGACGUCGGAGCUCUGAAACACGCGGAUGUGGGAGUGGCUCUGCUGGCCAACGCUCCUGAGAGACUGCCUGAGAGGAAGAAAAGGCCUCGGGAUGGUCCCAGUGAGUUCAGGCCCGCUGCAGCGCCGCUGGGGAGCGGGACGGUGAAGCCCACGUCGCGUGGUGCCAAGCACAGAGUCAUGUCCCAGCGAGAGGAGCAGCUGGCCGUGCAGAGGGAGCGGAUCAGUCAGGUGCUGAAGGAUUUGGAGGAGGACCGCGUGCCGGUGGUGAAGCUGGGUGAUGCCAGCAUCGCGGCCCCCUUCACCUCCAAGCUCUCCUCCAUCCAGUGCAUCUGCCACGUGAUCAAGCAAGGUCGCUGCACGCUCGUGACGACGCUCCAGAUGUUCAAGAUCCUCGCCCUGAACGCCCUGAUCCUGGCCUACAGCCAGAGCGUCCUCUACUUGGAAGGGGUGAAGUUCAGUGACUUCCAGGCCACCCUGCAGGGGCUGCUGCUGGCUGGCUGCUUCCUUUUCAUCUCCAGGUCAAAGCCUUUGAAGACUCUGUCCAAGGAGCGCCCGCUGCCGAACAUCUUCAAUCUCUACACGGUGCUGACGGUGCUGCUGCAGUUCCUGGUGCAUUUCCUCAGCCUCGUUUACCUGUACCGCGGUGCCCAGGUGCGCAGUGGUUCCAAACGGGAAGAGUUUGUGGAUCUGUACAAGGAGUUUGAGCCCAGCCUGGUGAACAGCACCGUGUACAUCAUGUCCAUGGCGAUGCAGAUGGCCACGUUUGCUAUCAACUACAAGGGUCAUCCCUUCAUGGAGAGCCUGCAGGAGAACAAACCGCUGCUGUGGAGCAUCAUCCUCUCAGGGUUGGCCAUCGUGGGGCUGCUCACGGGUUCGUCGCCUGAAUUCAACGAACAGUUUGGGCUGGUGGAAAUCCCUACUGAGUUCAAGAUCAUUAUCACGGAGGUGCUGCUGGCCGACUUCUUCCUUGCUUUGUUGGCGGACCGCAUCCUUCAGUUCCUACUGGGGAGAGCAAAACUCAAAGUGCCUUCGUGA